This is a messenger RNA of Ochlerotatus camptorhynchus, 1118 nucleotides long. Its product is annotated as CLIP domain-containing serine protease B4-like. Bases 9 to 1106 code for a protein of 365 amino acids. The transcript is spliced from 4 exons. Gene Ontology annotation, molecular function: serine-type endopeptidase activity. NCBI's taxonomy places the organism in Eukaryota, Metazoa, Arthropoda, Insecta, Diptera, Culicidae. Gene Ontology annotation, biological process: proteolysis. The record is from RefSeq and is a predicted model, not a curated record.
AGUGGAAAAUGCUGCGUUUGCUUGUAGUGCUGUUUACCGCUGUCUUCGGCCUUGGGCACUGCCUAUCGUUGAAUGUUCCAAAUAAAGUGGCAAUCGAGGGAUCCACCUGUCAGGCCGGUGACGUCAUCGGUCAAUGUGUAGGAGUACGGGAAUAUCCCGAAUAUCUCGCAAUACUGCGCAAAUCGAUACGAACGGAGCAGGAAACGGCAUUUCUGUACGCCCAGUUCUGCGGCUAUACGACAAAGCGGAAACCCCUGGUGUGCCAUCCGGUGCAGCUGAACGAACCGGAAUGCGGGGCACAGUUUACGGAUCGAAUCAUUAAGGGUACACUGGCCAGGCUGGACGAGUACCCGUGGAUGGCGCUGUUUCAGUAUAGUAAGCCUUACAAUAAAACCGGUUUCCACUGCGGAGGAGUGCUGAUCAACAAGCGGUUCGUCUUGUCGGCGGCCCACUGCUUCGUGGGGCUGCGAUUCGGCUGGGAGGCGAGCAAGGUUCGGCUGGGUGAAUGGGACUGCGAAUCGGACCAGGACUGCACGGGAAUCGGCCCCGACCGGGACUGUGCCCUGCCGGUGCAGGAAUUUGAUCUGGAACGGAUCAUGCUCCAUGAAGGAUUUUCCGUCCGCGAUCAGCACAAAGCGAACGACAUCGCCUUGGUGCGGCUGGCCAGGGAUGCAGAAUACAACCAUUUUGUGAAACCGAUUUGCCUUCCCGAGCCCGGCUGCGUGCCAAAAAUGACCCGACUGUACGAUGGCGUACUGGUGGCUUCCGGGUGGGGAAAGACGGAGAAUGUCUCGUCGAGUCGCUACAAGCUGUACACCGAGCUAUGGUCGACGGAUUCCCAAAGCUGUAAGGAGUCCUACGCCAAGGGGAUUCGAGUUCUGCUAACGGAGGCUCAAAUUUGUGCCGGAGGUAAGGACGGACAGGACACUUGCAAUGGCGACUCCGGAGGACCGUUGAUGAAGGAGGUGAGCGAGCAAGGCCGGCACUAUGUGAUAGGAGUGGUGAGCUUCGGACCGAAGAAAUGCGGAGAACAAUUGCCAGGAGUGUACACAAAAGUGGAGCACUACCAUCAGUGGAUCGUGCAGAAAGUGAUCGAGUCAUCUUGAAUAAAUAUCGUA